AUGCCGCCCUCCCGCUCCAGCGUAACGAGCGACAGCCAUGAGCGCCUCGAACCACGACUCCUGCGCGCUGCAGAAUCAAACGACGUCGAUUCCCUCAAAAAAACAAUAGCCCUGGCCCAAGAGCACAACCAAUUAACCGACAACUUCCUCCGCAUCGGAUUGAUGCGCAGUGCAGAACGAGCAUGUGUCGCCGCAACAGAAUGUCUCCUUACCCUCGGCGCAAAAACAGAUGUCUCCUCAAACCGCGCCUCACCACUCCUCCGCGCCGUAGAGCAUGACCACUACGAAAUCGUCCGUCUCCUCCUAGACCACGGCGCCAGCCCAGACUCCGCUGAUAAAGAGGGUCGCACAGCCCUCAUGACUGCCGCAUGGAAGAAUCACGCUGAUAUCCUACAUAUGCUCAUUAUGCGCCGCGCGGAUGUCAACAAGCAUGAUCUGCGUCGCCGGAAUGCGUUGCAUAACCUUGCUGCCGAUAAGGCUUGUCGGUGGGGGUGGGGGGACGAGGUUGUGAGGUUGCUGUUGAAGACGAAGUGUGCUCUUGAUGGACCUCGGGGGCACGAUGAGCUUGGUCGGACGCCUUUACAUUGGGCUUGUGCGUCGGGGAAUUGGAGAUUGGCGGAGAUGUUGCUGACGAGGACUGGUGAGGUGGAUGGGGAGGCGCAGAAGCCUGCGGAGAUCGAUGCUGUUGAGUUGCGUGGUAAGACCGCGUUGCAUAUUGCGACAGCUCAUGACCGGGUGGAUAUCGUGCAACUUCUGCUUGCGCACAAAGCGGCUGUGAAUGCUGCUAGUGAUGGUGGCUGGACGCCGCUUCAUAAUGCUUGUGAUAAAGGAUGUGAAGAGAUUGUGCGGAUUUUGCUGAGUGAAGGCGCACAUAUCAAUGCACAGCUUUUGAAUGGAAUUACGCCGCUGCAUCUUGCUGCCCAGGGGGGUCAUAGUGAGGUGGUGAAGUGUCUUCUCGAGAGGCCGGAUCUGAAGCGGAGGGUUAGGGAUAAUUUUGGCAGUACGCCGUUUCUGCGCGCGGCGCAGUUCAAGCGCAAGGAUAUUGUGCAGUUGCUUGCGCCGUUUAACAAUGUCGAGAGUUUGUCGGAUGAUGUUAAGGAGGCUUGCGCCGCGUUCGAUGCUACUGUUGUUGAUUUUGGAAACUUUCAUAAUGAGAAUCGGGUCAAGCGCAUGUCGGUGUUUAAUUUGCUCUAUGGGAGGGACCAGGAGAAUCCUAGGAAACAGGCUUUUACCACUGUGCCGGCUGAUAGUCGCGCGACAAAAUUCCGUUGGAUUCACUUGCCGGCGAAUAAUAUGGCAUGGGUGGAAGCCCUGCUUACCAAGUCUUUUAUCGAGGAAGGGUCCCAUGAUGUUGAUGGAUUCAAGGGGUUGGAGAGGUCUUUUAACUAUCAACAUCGGGGUCAAAGGACUCACUCGCACUUUAUGCGGCCGUUAUGUCAGAAUACACCGCGGACGAUGCUGCGGCGAUAUGAAGAGGGGACUUUAGAGGAGCCUGUAUCUGAUCAAGGGCAGCCCAAGGACAUGGAUAGCGCAGCCCGAAAGCAAAAAGGCACAGGCAUCAAGCCUGACAAGGCGGAUUCUUAUUUCCCCGAUGAAAUACAUGGAAAAAAGGGGAAAAACAAUCCAAAGCGUGGCAAGUCGGGCAGCGCACCGGGAACUCCCAAGCAGCCUGAGACGAAAGGGAAGUCGCCGUGGGGACAAAGUGAGAAACAAGCGAGGUCAUCACCUCUGGCUUCAUCAACCUUUUGUAAAGAUCCUCAUCCUCUGGUCUCUGCAUGUAAUGUCUGCGUGUUCAUGCCAUAUCUACACUUUGAGACCACGGAGCGCAGACAACAGAUGCAGGAUGCAAUCUCACGAGCAGAAACGCUGGAUUUUGUAUCCAAUGGGAUAAAGCGAACGCGCACAAGAGAUGUAUUGCUCAUCGACGCCCAUCUAUCAUCCUCAACGACCUCCCUCCAUGUCCGCCGAACACUGGACCAGUUUUUCUACCCAAACAUCGACACCAAGAGCCGUGACCAAGAUCAAGUGGUGUACCGGUACCAAACACAAAGUCCCGGAAUGGGGGCAGAUCCCAAGAUAUUCAUGGUUGAUCAACUGUGGAUGUGGGUUCUAGGCACAAAUUUGAUUGUAACAGCUUUCCCACAGAGGUGGGAUCAGCCCAAGAAUGACCCGCUCAACGUCUUGGAUGGGAUUAUCGAGGAUAUCAAUUCCAAAACUCGAGACCCUGUCCAAUCCGUCUACGAUCUAGCCAUGAUAAUCACUAAUAGAUGCUCGGGGGUCUUCGAUCGACACCGUAUGGGCGACGAGGAGUACCAGUUCCUAGAUAUGUUCGAGUCUUCCAUCGGUAUUGCUACAGACAAAGAGACCGUGCUUUUUAACCAAUUCAACCACGCCUCCGGACAGGCAUCAGAUUGGCUGAAAAGCCACCGCAAGCUGAACGGCUCCUUUAGCUCUCCGCCAAAAUCUGGCAGUGGGAUAGACGAUGAUCAAAGCAGCAACUACUGCGACGAGGACGGCCAGCCACUAUUUGUCGACAGACUCCUGGAUAUCGGACAGGAGACCAAUCUUCUUGCUGAGACAAAGGACAUCCGAGACGAGCUGAACAUGAUCCGGACCGUACUGGAGCACCAGCAUAACGUACUGCUUGACUUCCAGGAAGUCAUCUGCGAGACCUACCAAGGCCAGCACCGAUCACAAUUCGAGGUUAAGAAACGGUUCAAAGACCAGCAGCGCAUGAUUGACAUGCAUCUGAAGGACAUUGACCGCAUGGAUAAACAAGCCGAGCGCAUCUACCACUCCAUCACGGAUUUGCUCGAUCUCAAGCAAAAACACGCCAAUGCUUUCGAAGCGCGCUUUGCCCGUGAUCAGGCCGCCGGUACAACCCGCCAGGGAAAGACAAUCAUGGUCUUCACCAUUGUUACUAUCAUCUUCCUGCCGCUGUCGUUUAUCGCCUCCAUGUUCACGAUCAACCUGAAAGAAUUCGAGAACUUAAGUCUUGGCUAUGUGACAAAAUUCACCUUUGGUAUCGGCUUUGCAAUCUCUAUCCCACUUGUCUGGCUCGCUCUCACGGUUGACGAUAUUGGUGGCUUUUUCCGCAUGGGAAGCCGGCGCUGGCGGUCUAGCCGAGAGAAGGUACUUGCGAAGAGUGAACGAGGCGACGAAACGCUUCAGGCUUUGGAGAUGGAGAAAAUUAUCAGUUUGUCGCGCAUGCGGAGGAGCAUCGACGUUGGAUAUGGUGGUAGUCUGUUACCUGUUUCUUCUCGCGGCACGGGGGCUUCGAGGCGGCCUGAUCUAUAUGUCGGUGGAUUAGGCAAUGGAGCUGUGCGCAAAAGUUAUGAUCUGCGGUCUAGUGUAGAUCACAGAUCACGAUGA
This is a messenger RNA of Penicillium robsamsonii, 3372 nucleotides long. Its product is annotated as ankyrin repeat protein. The record is from RefSeq and is a predicted model, not a curated record. The transcript has a single exon. Bases 1 to 3372 code for a protein of 1123 amino acids. Lineage: Eukaryota; Fungi; Ascomycota; Eurotiomycetes; Eurotiales; Aspergillaceae. Gene Ontology annotation, biological process: metal ion transport; transmembrane transport. Gene Ontology annotation, cellular component: membrane. Gene Ontology annotation, molecular function: metal ion transmembrane transporter activity; protein binding.